CAAGGUGUAUGGUCAGAUGUGAGCUGGAGCUGACGGAGAUUAAGCUCUUCUCCUUCAGCCAGGAUUUAUUCCUCUCCUCCUCCUCCCAGCACACACACAUCCUCAUACACACACUCUCACAUCCUCAUACAUACACACACACACACAUCCUCACGGUCACAUCGUCGUACACACACACACACACACACACACACCCCGCGGGAAGGGCAGCAUGUCUGUAGCAGGGCUGAAGAAGCAGCUCCAUAAAGCCACUCAGAAAGUGAGUGAGAAAGUGGGCGGAGCUGAAGGAACCAAACUCGACAAUGACUUCAUGGAAAUGGAAAAGAAGGUGGACAUUACGAGCCGAGCCGUGCUGGACAUCAUGACCAAAACUACAGAAUACCUGCAGCCCAAUCCAGCGACCCGUGCUAAGAUGAGCAUGAUGAGCUCCAUGUCGAAGAUCCGUGGCGGUGAUAAGGGCCCGGGAUACACACAGACGGAGACGGUGCUGGGCGAGGCCAUGCAGAAGUUCGGCCGCGAGCUCGGGGACGAGUCCAACUUCGGACUGGCUCUGAUUGAUGCUGGAGAAGCUAUGAGAGAGAUGGGUGAGGUGAAGGAUGCGUUGGAUAUGGAGGUGAAACAGAACUUCAUCGAUCCAAUGCAGGUGCUGCAUGAUAAAGACCUGAAGGAGAUCCAGCACCACCUGAAGAAGAUGGAGGGUCGGCGUCUGGACUUCGACUAUAAGAAGAAGCGUCAGGGGAAAGUGACUGAGGAUGAGAUCAAGCAGGCGCUGGAGAAAUUUGACGACUCGAAGGACAUCGCUGAGCAGAGCAUGUUCAACCUGCUGGAGAGCGACGUGAGGACUGUGGAGCAGGUGAGUCAGUUGGCUGCUCUGGUGCAGGCUCAGGUGAAUUAUCACAGACAGGCGGUGGAAAUCCUGCAGCAGCUCUCCAGCAAGAUUGAUGACAGGAUUAGAGAAGCUUCCAGUAAGCCGAGGAAAGAGUACACGCCCAAACCGCGCGCAUCGCUCGACUUCUCCUCUAGUGAGAGUCACAACGGGGGAUUGGGACACAGCCGAGCCGCCUCUCGCUCCCCGGCUCCUCUGGAUCAGCCGUGUUGUCGCGCUCUGUAUGAUUUCGAUCCGGAGAACGAGGGCGAGCUGCGCUUUAAGGAAGGUGACAUCAUCACGCUGACCAAUCAGAUCGAUGACAACUGGUAUGAAGGGGUGAUAAACGGCCAAUCAGGAUUCUUCCCUGUCAAUUACGUUGAUGUCCUGGUGGCUUUGCCGCAUUAAAUCCAUCCUGAACCCUCGAUUCCCAUCAUGCACUUCUCCUGGAAAGAGAGAAAAAUCAUUGCAGUGAUAAUUAGAACAGAACAGAAGAAUAUUCAUCUUUCUGUUUUUUCCCCAUUUCUCUUUUCUCUCUCGUGUUCUGUAAGUUUCUGAUAUUUCUCUCCUUUAUUUCCUGCUCUCCGUUUCGUCUUUGUGUAUUUCUCUCUUUUUUCACUUUUCCUUCUCUCUGUUUCUCUCUUUUCUCCUUCUUUCUCUCUGUCGUGUUUGUGCAUGAUGUAAGAAGCGUUUGCACUUUGGAGGAAAUGUAUUAUUUCCGAUUUUAUUUUGUGUGAUGUAAAAAAGUAUUGGUUUUUUGUUGAUAAAAUGUCCGUCACUUCCGCGCAGAGAAACAGCUGACGAAGUGAAAACAGCUGAGGUUUCGUUUUUUUCCCUUUGAGCUUUCUGAACUUUUAUUAGGAAAAUAAAAUUCUAAUUUCAUUAUGGCCAAUGUAUUAAUAUAAUAUAUUUGCCAACUGUAUUAAAAAUAAUUAUUUUAAUACAUCUAUAAUUUAAUACAUAAACACUUAGUAAAAUGUGAAUCAAUUAAAGUGACGAAUAAUUCAUUUUUUUCUCCUUUUGCAUGUUGAGUUUCACUUGAACACAUUUCACACUUUGCUUUGCUUUAUUUAAUUAUAAAGAUAAAUUUAAUUUAAUUUAAACAACAACAAUGUGAAAUUUAAAGCGUGACUCAGUGAAAAAUGGAAUAUUAAUAUUAAUAAACACACAACGUUAAUGUUUCUGUGUGAAAUCAAGCUGUGAGAUUUUUCUUUAUUAAUAAUCAAACAGUAAUUAAUCUCCAUAACCUGAGAGAAAAACAUUACAGAAGAAAUAAAAGAAUAAUUAAGCAGUGUGUAGUAUUUAGAUCAAAAUAUACUCUUUAAUCUAAAAUAAAAUAAAUCACAUGUUUAACAGUGUCAUUCUGUCGUGUUGGAUAAUUUCAUAAUCCAAACAUUACGGCGCUUACAAAAAUAAUCUCAUCUAAGUGUCAAACCUCUCAAUCUGGCAACCUUAUAUUACAUCAGGUCUAAUGAUCUGACACUGGAUUAGAUAUUUAAUUAUUUAUUUGUUGAUAUUUUAUUUACUUGUUUUGUUUUUUGAAGCUGCACACAUGGGUGUCAAUCUGGCAACCCACACCUCAAUCAAACCCAGAAACCGUCUGAUUAUCAGAUCGCUAUAAAAGUUAAAACGAGUAUUAAAUGUAACGGGAAGUUGUUAUAAACGUCUGAAACUCCACCUGUAUUAUCCUGAUUGUUCAAAAGUACAGAUUUGUUCAUGAAACUGAUAUUAAAUAUAAAACACAAAUAAAAGAAUUGAUCAUU
Messenger RNA from Pangasianodon hypophthalmus (striped catfish), 2628 nucleotides. It is a transcript of the gene sh3gl2a, whose product is annotated as SH3 domain containing GRB2 like 2a, endophilin A1. Gene Ontology annotation, molecular function: protein binding. The coding region runs from base 212 to 1273 and encodes 353 amino acids. The transcript has 9 exons. The record is from RefSeq and is a predicted model, not a curated record. Gene Ontology annotation, cellular component: glutamatergic synapse; cytoplasm; presynapse. Gene Ontology annotation, biological process: synaptic vesicle uncoating. NCBI's taxonomy places the organism in Eukaryota, Metazoa, Chordata, Actinopteri, Siluriformes, Pangasiidae.